This is a messenger RNA of Entamoeba invadens IP1, 2370 nucleotides long. Its product is annotated as F-box and WD domain protein, putative. Gene Ontology annotation, biological process: proteasome-mediated ubiquitin-dependent protein catabolic process; ubiquitin recycling. Gene Ontology annotation, cellular component: cytoplasm; nucleus. NCBI's taxonomy places the organism in Eukaryota, Evosea, Mastigamoebida, Endamoebidae. The coding region runs from base 1 to 2370 and encodes 789 amino acids. The record is from RefSeq and is a predicted model, not a curated record. Gene Ontology annotation, molecular function: ubiquitin binding. The transcript is spliced from 2 exons.
AUGAAUCGUUUUACAGUCGACGAAGUAAUUGCAGACAUUGAGUCGAUGAUUAAAAACCUUCAUGACAAGGCUUGUAAGAAGAUUAAGACAAUGGUAGUUGAUGACAUCCCUUUUACUGUUGGGUUUCAAGAUCGUCGAGAUGGAAUGCACGCAAUCAUCUCUGAAGGUAUCAUCCCGUCUACUAGUUCCAAGAUGUUUAAAUUCUUUGCGAAUUACGACACGUAUGUUCAAUACCUUCCCUUCAUUUGGAAAUUCAAUUAUCUCGACCACAGAGAUGUCUUUGACUUUAUAGUCGAGAUGGAGUUCAACUUAAUAGGAUUUACUAAGAAUGGGUUAUGUCUGAGAAGAGUGAUGAAGAAGUUUGUUAACCGUUCAUAUGUGAUGUCUCUUUCUGUCACCGACCCCAACUCGAGAAUUGUCCCUUUCAGAGAUAGUGCAAUUCUCUUCCAAGCAGUUACAUUAGAGGAUGUAGGCAAUGGGUGUAUGAUUCGAGACAUCGAAGUCAUUCAGCCUAUCCCUUGGUUACAAUCAGAGGACUUGAAUGAGUCUUUAGAGCGGUUUAGUUACAUCCCAAUCAGACGAAUGAAGUCAUGUCUUGAUUUCAUAGCCUUUGAAAAGACACAACACCGCGCCGAUGUUAUUAUGAAUGUCGCAAUAGAGCGUGCGGGGCUUGAAUUAACAUUAAAUGGGAAACAUGAAACAGUCGGGGAGGUAUGGUUUGAGAGUGCGAGGACGCGAGUGACUUGUGUUGGGUAUGUGAUCGAUCAAGCGUCGUUUAUAGCGGAAGGGGUUUUUAUUAAAGAUUGCACUUUUCAGUUAACACAAGAGACUCUUCUUUCUUUGAUCUUUCAGAAUCGAUGUAGUUGUGUGAGUCCCUCUGGGAAGAGAACUGUAGUUGUCCACAAGAACCAAACACCGUAUUAUCAAACACAAGGCGAGGACAUCACUUUUUCAACUUUUGUGUAUUCGGAAAAGUGCGCUUUAGUCCAUUUCAAGAGUGUUAUAGAGAACUUACAACCACAAGACGUCGACCAAAUGUAUACCUUUGGACCAAGUUAUAUCUACUUGUUUAAUUGCGAUGGGAAGUGGAAUAUCCAAUUCAAUAUCAAAGUCUUUGCACGGACAUCUUUACAAAGAUUAAACCAAAAAGCAGCACUCAACGCGAUUUUACAAUUCUUGAGGAACAUCGACACGUCAUUUAAUAAUUUGAGCCCAAUCGAAAACUACAAACAACCACUGAAGUUUGUUUCAAGCGCUUCACCAGUGGUGCCCGCGUUGCUCACACUGCCUUUUGCACUGGUCAUUAAAGUCUGCAAAUUUCUGAAUAAAAUCGACAUCUUUGCGUUGUCGCGCACGUGUAAAUACUUCAAGAAAAGUCUGAACAACACAUUGAACACAACGAGUGAGUCUGGGAACACUCGAGAGGAUGACGGUGAGAGAGACACUGUUUUUAAAGCUUCUGAGAUGCCAAGGAGUAUGAGCCCACACAAUGAAAGCUUCAACAUUGCAAUAUGGAAAACAGUGACUCCAUUCUUCCAUAUACUCCAAGGACACACCAAUCUUAUACGUGACUUGGACUUUGAUGGAGAGUGCAAGAAGCUUGUUUCGGGGAGUUCUGAUCGGAAGAUCCGAUUGUGGAAUUUGGACGACUUUUCGUGUCGGACAUUUGUCGGGCCGAACAGUUGCUUAGUCUCGACGAAGUUCACGGCGAAGAAUUAUAUAGCGUCUGGGUAUCACUGUGGGACGAUUCGAUAUAUCAACUGGAUUGAUUCAAGGCAUUCACAUGUCUUUGAUGUAUCGCAAGGACCGAUUGAAGGGUUCUACCCGCUGGAAGACAUGGAAUUUGUUGUUUGGAAUGAGACGGUGAAUGGAUAUAAAUACGCUAGUAUGCAUCAGAACCAUUUGUUUUCAUAUAGUGGACAUCAAAGGAAAGUGUCGAUUGUGCGACCGUAUGGGAAGUAUUUCUUGUCUGGGUCAGCCGAUCGAACGAUCCAUAUAUGGAACCCGUACGACGCGCAGACUGUCGCGAAGAUCAAAGCACACAAAUCCGGGAUUAUAGGGUUGGAACCAAUCAACGAACACAAUUUUGUGUCAGCGGGGAAUGACAAAGUGAUCAGUUUUUGGGACGAUCGGAUGUGUGAGAAACCGACGUAUUCAAUUCAGAAGAAGAUCUGUGCGUUGUCGUACCACUCAGACAAGAUCGUAUGUGGUUCUCAUGAAGGGAAGAUCUAUGUCUAUCCCAUCAUCCCCUCAAACGAUUGUAUAACGCUUGAGUCCAAUAAUGUGUCUGGACUCAUCAGUAUUGCUUGCAAACAGAAUUUCAUAGCUGCAGGGUUUAAAGAUGGGAACAUUGCGUUAUGGAAAUAUUAA